CAUCAGCAUAUUUUCGACGUAAAUCCAAAUAAUCACAUACCCAAGAAUAUUUAGAAAUUAAAAAACAAAUAGUGUGUACCAUUCUAAAAGCUAUUUUUUGUAUUUACAGCAGACAUACAGCCAAGAAGGAUAAAGGCAUCGUUAUGGACAACUGACACAACGGGUGACUUGGAUGCAAUUCUCCCGUUCUGCAUGAACAAUUUUUCCAGCACACCGCAAACAGAGAAUUUAAACGUCCCCCGACAACUCCCCCGGGAACCUCAACCCACUCGCUACACAUUCCAUGUCCCAUCACCCCGGCCCAAGAAGGGCUACAGGGCUGAAAAUGACUGUGCUGGGAACUUGAGGCUUCACGAUUCGGCGCUCUAUGGAUACGACUCCCACGAGACCGGCCCUACAGAAUCGGGAACGCUUGAUGAAAAAAGUCACGCCCCCCCGGUUUCUGCGAUUCGUCAGAACAGCCAGCACCAAAAAAGCCGAGACUCCUCCCCGGUGAAAAACGGCACAGAAGGCCACAUACAUCUAGAGCUGGGGGAUUCCGGCUCACCGAACAUUCCCAAUGAAACAACCAAAGCGGAGGAUAUCCCUGUUUUUAAUGACAUUUCAGAGGUUGACGACCAGUUAUUCUGUUAUGCGGCCAACCUUCUUGAUCCCGACAAUUUUAUGGCGUCAACAUCAGGAUCUGAAAUAGAACAAGCAAGGUUUUUCACAGUCUUUUCCAGGGCUUUGAAAUCGAGGAACGUUUUGCUAUACAAACGACUGGGGGUUUUAUUUGGGAGACAGUACCGAGACUAAAUGUUAUUCUGGCAUAGAACAAUUCCACGCAUGUUAAACAGCAAACCAAUUAAAAAAACGCUAAAAUCAUAUAUGUAACACGGAUCAUUCCAUAAAUACCCCAAAACGCACAUCCUUAAUCAUCCAAACGGCAGAACCACAGGAACAAGUUGAGACAGUUGAAAGCCUCUUAGCACAGAUACCGCCAGAACUCCUAGAAAUUAUUAAACGUAUGAACGAGGUGGGGGUAACAGACAUAAUACCGAUAGAUGAAAGCAUAUUAUCACAGAUUCCAGCCGAACACCUAGAAAUUAUUAAUCGUAUGAACGAGUCAGGGACGCCCGAUGAAAACUUGUUAUCACAGAUUCCCGAAGACCUCAUAACCCUAAUUAAUUGGAUGAACGAGAGCCGGACAUUUUCGGCACCCGCUACACCAACAGCGACAUCCCAACCGUUAACGCCCAUGUCCGUAGAGUCUGAAACGCCACAUGAUGUUUUUGGGGAAUUGGAAAAUUGUCUAAUAAAUCUGGAGGGAGAUGGUGUUGAUAGACGUGUCCGGGUUGUGUACCGGAAUAAAUUCAACAAUACAGAGAUUCAACAGUUUUUCAAUUUCCUUUGGGUGAAUCAAAAUCUUGACUAUGCUGUGUUUUACGUAAUGAUAUUGGACACUCUGAACGAUCUGUUAGACAGGGCAAGAUAUUAUGGCGAACCACGUGAUGUCUUACAGUUGGAAAUUUGUGGAGAUAUACUGUGUUAUGCAGGCUCUCUUAUUUUACCCAAUGGCGAAGCAGAUCUUGAACAAUUUAUCGCACUGCUAUAACGCCUUGUUCAGUCAAAUUUAGCCAUCAUAGCAGAUCGGACCCUCGAGCUUGUAGUGCAAAUAAUACGUCAACCCCAGGGUGGUGGUGGUCAGAGAAGGAAGCUUGAUUGCCUAAUGCAGUCAGAAAUCAUAAGCAAUAAAAGGGCCUACCUCAUAAACGUUCACAAUCCAGGUAAUAAGCUAUGUUUUGCAAUAGGCCUAGCGCCUUUACUUAACCCUGGAUCUACUGAUCUGACGGCAUUGCAAAAGGCUAGAGAGCUCCAAACGGCCGUGGGUCUCGGUAUACAGGAUGCUGUGGCUUUCUCUGACAUAGUCAAAUUUGAAAACUUUCUGAAUAUCAAGAUUGUGGUUUGGUACCACAGUAGAGCUAAUGCAGCUCUCUUGAAGUUCCAAAACAACCCCCAACCGCAUCCUCAGAUUCUGGAUUCUGCAAAACGAACAUUAGUACGCUGUUACCAACUUCACGGCGUUCAUAGGGGCACCAUAUGGGUGUCCAUCCUGCCAUACCAGCUACACCCGAAAGGGGGGGCACCCGUGCUGUUAUAACUGUUCAGUAUGUCAGGAUGCAGAUUGCCCAAUGCAACCCUUAAAUUUGACACCCUGUGAGGAUUGCCACCGCACAUGUCAUUCGACCUACUGUUACGAAAAACACAAAAUUUAAACAUGGCACACCAAGGCAUGUAAAUCUGUAAGCAGUUGUGAUAUUAACAAGAAAUGCCCAAAAUGUCAUUGCAAUUACAACCUUAAAAUAGAUAGCCCUAAACCACAUGUGUGUGGAAUCAUACAUUGUCCAAUCUGUAAAGGGCCUUUGAAAAGCAGAGAAGCUGAAGUGGUUCAAGAAGUGCCACACGAGUGUUAUAUUCAGCCUUUGGCUGAAGAUGAACAUUCAGAGAAAUAUGUGUUCUAUGAUUUUGAGACAAAUCAGCAAAUGAAUCAGGUUCAUUUACCUAUUUUUGUAUCUACCAUGACUUUCAAGGGUGAAAAGUGGUCGGCAGAGGGAUCCAAUUGUGCACUGCUCGUUCUAAAACACUUUAGAAAACCCCAGUACAGAAACUUCACGUUUAUAGCGCACAAUGCUAGAGCCUACGACUCUUACCUUCUUCUGAACCCCUUGAUACAGCAAGGCGUGGCACCCAGUGUCAUAGCUCAAGGUAGUAAAAUCUUGUGUUUUGUAGACCCAGCCUUCAACCAGAGAUACAUUGACAGUUUAAGCUGGUUACCCAUGAGAUUGGCUCAAAUGCAAGAGGCCUUGGGUUUUGAAAACUCUGUGAAAGGCUGGUUCCCCCACUUCUUCACAUCUGAGGAGAAUCUACAUUAUGUCGGAUCAUAUCCCAGCCCAGAAAUGUACGGGUGUGAUCAAAUGUUUCCCAAAGAGCGUGAGAGAUUCAUGACGUGGUACGACACAGUAAGACAUGGCACCUUUGAUUUCCAUAAAGAGAUGGAACCAUACUGUGACAAUGAUGUGGUUAUACUUCGUGAAGGAUGCCUCAGAUUCAGAGAAGAGGUAAUCAAAGAUGCAGGCAUUGACCCCUGGAGUUGUACAACUAUUGCAUCAGCAUCCUCUAUAGCAAUCCCCUCGCCUGACAACUACCGACGCCAAUUCAGGUCAUACUCUAGUGGGUCCAUUCAAUGGUUGGAGCAUAUGGCCAAGGAUAAAGACAUUUUUAUUCAACAUGCUUUGAAUCGGGGGGAGAAGGCAUUUGGCUCUUACCAUGUAGAUGGAUACACCCAGAUUGACGGGGUUGAGACCGCGUAUGAGUACAACGGUUGUUUCUUCCACGGUUGUAAAUCUUGCUUUGUGCCCCAGGCCAUGUGUGUCCUAACCCAAAAGACUUUUGGAGAAAUGUACCAAGAGUUUCAAGACAAAUUGGAUUCUUUACAGGCUACUUACGGGCUAAAAGUGGAGGUUUUGUGGGAGCACGAAUGGGCCGCCCUCAAAAAGUCUGAUCCUCAUGUUCAAGCCUUCCUUUCCAGCUAUGACACACCAGAACCCCUGGAACCACAACAGGCCUUGUAUGGAGGCCGCACCAAUGCUUUGACCUUGCGGUAUGUAGCGCAACCCGACGAGACAAUAGGAUAUGUAGAUUUUACAUCCCUUUAUCCUCAUGUAAUGAGUUCCUCAUGCUAUCCUAUGGGGCAUCGGGAAAUUUUUCAUUGCGAUUUUGACUUACCUCAAAACUAUUUUGGUCUGAUCAAAGCAACUGUCUACCCUCCUAGGGGUUUGUUUAUACCAGUUUUGCCUUACAGGGGCCCUCAAGGAAAACCUUUCUUUCCCCUUUGUCGCACCUGCAGUGAAAACAAACAGCAAACCCCAUGUGAUCACUCAGAUCAAGAAAGAGCCCUGACAGGGGUUUGGGUCACAGUUGAAUUCUCUAAGGCUUUAGAGAUUGGGUAUCGUGUGGCCAAAAUCUUUGAAGUGUGGAACUUUUCCAAGAAAUCAGACACUGUUUAAAGAGUACAUCAAGACCUUCUUGAGAUGCAAGCAAAUGGCUUCAGGCUAUCCUGCAUCGGUCACAGAUCAAGAGAGCAAAGACAGGUACAUUCAAGACUAUCACGACAGAGAAGGCAUAAUUCUUGACCCUGACAGAAUAGAGGUCAACAAAACCAAACGAAAUGUGUCGAAAUUGUACUUAAAUUCGCUUUGGGGCAAAUUAUCGCAGAGAUGUAAUAUGCUAACAACGUCGAUUAUUAAAGGCACCAAAGAAUUUUUGGAAUUUUUUAUUUUUUUCGGAUCAAUACGAAAUUUCAUUUUUUUCAUUCUUGAGUCAAGACAUUGCCCUGGUGCAAUGGCGCCAUAACAAGAAGUGGGUUCUACCCCCGGGUAAUGUAAAUGUGUUUCUUGCAGCAUUUACCACGGCCUGUGGCCGACUUGAACUGUACACGCUCAUGAAGCAGCUUCAGAGGCGGGUUCUUUACCACGACACAGACUCUGUGGUCUAUGUAAGCAAACAGGGGGAUUGGAGCCCCCCACUCAGCAACUAUCUGGGUAGCUUAACGAGUGAACUCGAAGAGGGUGACCAUAUCACAGAAUGGUCCUCCUGUGGUCCCAAAAGCUAUGCUUUUAGGACUAAAAAGAAUCACGUGGUGUUGAAAGCCAAAGGCGUUACUCAAAACUAUGAAAAUGCCCCGCGUGUAAACUUGGAAUCAAUCACAGGCUUGGUCGAGGGGUUCAUAAAUGACAGGAAUAGUGACUUGGAGAUUUUGAGCUCCUACAAAAAGAUUGUUAGGGAUAAAAAGGGCUUCCAUCUGAGGAAUGACCCACUUACUAAAAGAUUCAGGGUAGUCUAUGACAAGAGACUGCUUUUGCCUGACGGGACCACAUUGCCCUUUGGCUACUGACUUAUGCUACAAGCCGCAAUGUGUCAUUAAAGCUUAAGAUAUAAUGACUGCGGUAGAAGGUUGGUUGCAACUACCAUUUUCAGCCUUAAUCGCAGGGCCGUAUAAUAGUGGUAAAACUUGUUUUGUAAAAAGUAUUUUAGAGAAUUCUGAACAUGUGUUCUCAAAAGCCUGAUAAUGUUGUGUGGUGUUAUUCUUGUUAUCAACCUCUGUAUGAUGAAUUGUUGAAGACAAUAAAAUAAAAUAAAAAUCAAGUUUG
Molecule: messenger RNA, 5189 nt
Organism: Oncorhynchus nerka (sockeye salmon)
Lineage: Eukaryota; Metazoa; Chordata; Actinopteri; Salmoniformes; Salmonidae
Exons: 3
Coding region: 2523-4046 (507 amino acids)
Biological process (GO): DNA replication
Molecular function (GO): nucleotide binding; DNA-directed DNA polymerase activity; DNA binding
Source: RefSeq, a predicted model, not a curated record